Nerophis ophidion (straightnose pipefish) is the source of this 1915-nucleotide messenger RNA. RefSeq names its product achalasia, adrenocortical insufficiency, alacrimia (gene aaas). The record is from RefSeq and is a predicted model, not a curated record. Gene Ontology annotation, cellular component: nuclear pore. Gene Ontology annotation, molecular function: protein binding. The transcript has 16 exons. Gene Ontology annotation, biological process: nucleocytoplasmic transport. Bases 294 to 1850 code for a protein of 518 amino acids. NCBI's taxonomy places the organism in Eukaryota, Metazoa, Chordata, Actinopteri, Syngnathiformes, Syngnathidae.
CAAAUAUUGCGCAUGCGCAAUGUUUUGUGCCUUUCGAGGACCCGUAGCUUCCACGGCGGGAUUCAAAUCAAGUAGGGACCAUAAGUGUCAGGAAGCUACUUUAUUUAUGUUAAUAAAACAUUUAGAGGGAGACAUUUGACGUAGCGUAACUAAUUUCAGUGUUGUAUAAAACAAAAACAGCAUAGCAUUGUAGCGAGGCAGAGUUUAGCCGGAUAACUCUGCUAGAAUAGCAGUAGCAUUAGCCGUUUGACAGUGGUAAAAGUAGUACUCGGUGAAGGGUUUGUUGUCCAAAGAUGUGCUCUUUGUCCUUGUUCACUCCUCCGCUUCCGUCCGGACACACGACAUUGUGUGAGUCCAACAACGAGCUGCUGUCAGGGAGCAACCCGGCGGAGCUACUCAAACAGGAGUCAAGUCCUUUGAGUUUGUAUUUCCCCCGAGAGUCCAUGAAGCUGCACUGUCGCACUGAGAGCAGCAGCAAGGCGGCCUUCUUGGACCACUCAGAGACAUUGUGGACGAGGAGUGCAGCAGUUUGGCGGGAUAGUGGUUUCACAGGACUACUGAAUGAAAUCAAAAACUCCCAUGAAGAGGUGCCGACAUGGUUGUCAAUGAGUUCUGGCUGCAUACUGGCCCUAUUGGAGAGGAUUUAUUCUUUUCAUGGCUCCUUGUUUCCUCAUCUCACGUUGAGCAGUGAGAACAUGAUUGCAGAGUUUUCUCAAACACUAAACUGGCCGGACUGUGUGGUGCGAGCCUUUGCCUGGCACCCGCAUACAGAUAAAUUUGCUGUUGCCUUGCUGGACGAUUCGAUUAAGAUCUACAAUCCCAAAAGUGCAACGACUCCCACUCUGAAGCACCGGUUACAAAGGAGCGUUGCAGCGGUGCAGUGGAAGCCACUGUGUGCGUCUGACCUCGCUGUCGCUUGCCAGAACUGUUUACUAGUCUGGCAUGUAGAUCCCUGCUCACUAUCCACCAGGCCUUCGUCUGGAUGUGCACAAGUUUUGUCUCAUCCCGGACACUCUCCAGUCACUUCCAUCGCUUGGUCGCCAAGUGGCCAUCUCCUUGUGUCAGCCUCGCCUAUGGACACAGCAAUGAUGGUGUGGGAUGUUGCGGCAGAAAGCUGUGUGCCCCUACAGCGUGUUGGAGGUGGUGGGGUCAGCUUUCUCUCCUGGUCCACUGAUGGUAGCCAUAUUCUCGCCUCGACACCAUCUGCUCUCUUCAGGGUCUGGGAGACCAGGAUGUGGACGUGUGAGCGUUGGCCGUGUGUAAAAGGCCGUUGUCAGUCUGGUUGUUGGAGUCCAGAUGGAAGUCGACUUCUCUUCACUGUGCAAGGAGAAACUGUCAUCUAUGCUUUGACCUUCACUGACAAACAAGGUGCACUCGCAUGCACUUUAAAAGGUCCACUAGCAGCAGCAGUGGUGGCCGACCUGUCAGAGACCACCUUUACCACGCCAGAGGGAGACGUCACUGUCGGUGGAGAGAUCCAGUCCCUUACUUGGGACCCGAGAGGAGAACGACUUGCUGUGCUUCUCAAAGGUGAUCCACAAGCAGACCGUCCUGCAAUAAUUGCAGUGUUUAAGACCAGAACGCGGCCCAUUUUUGAACUUUUGCCAUGUGGUUUUGUUCAAGGAAAUCCUGGUGCAGAACCAAGACUGAUGCAGUUCCACCCCAAAUUUCAGCAUGGUGCUCUGCUCACUGUGUGUUGGUCCACUGGAAGAAUUACACAUGUGCCUUUCUACUUCAUGAGUGGCAACCCUCCCCAGCUUGGCUUUAAUGGCAGUCAGUCACUACCACGCCAUCAGCAGCAUUGUACUGACCUAGCCAAUCAGUCGCUCUUUACAGAACUCAUGUCAUGACCAUUAAUCAUAUAUCUCUAAUUUGUAGCAUGUUUGCCAAUAAAAUGUUUUGAAGGACAUUUUAA